This is a messenger RNA of Cyprinodon variegatus (sheepshead minnow), 3893 nucleotides long. RefSeq names its product spindlin 1 (gene spina). Gene Ontology annotation, biological process: gamete generation. The transcript is spliced from 8 exons. NCBI's taxonomy places the organism in Eukaryota, Metazoa, Chordata, Actinopteri, Cyprinodontiformes, Cyprinodontidae. Bases 271 to 1047 code for a protein of 258 amino acids. The record is from RefSeq and is a predicted model, not a curated record.
CUUGCAGCUUGACGCCUGGAGGUGAGAUGGCCGAGAAGUGUCUGAGGUUCCUGUGAAUCGGAGCGGCUCAGUGGACAGACCCGCAGGAACCCCUCCGUUCUCCCGCCCCGGUCCGUUAGCCAUUUUCACGGUUUCAUUCUGGUUUUUUCAGGAGCUGAAAGGUGAACGGCUGCAUCACCGACCCUGAGGUCCUGAGAUCAGACCUGGAGACCCGGUUCUGGCUGUAGUUCUGUGGUGAGGCAGCCCGGCUGCCCCUCUGCCUCCAGAUGAAUGAAGAGCCCUCCGGGACACAGAGACACGGCCAAUGCAGGGCAUGCAGGUGUUUCUGCAAACAUGAUGAAGAAGAAGAAUCCACACAAGAAGCAUAAGAGCAGUUUGGGCCCGCCCACCAAAGUUCUGUCCCAGCCGCGGCGCAACAUCGUCGGCUGCAGGAUCCAGCACAUCUGGAAGGAGGGCGGGGGGCACGUGGUGUGGAAGGGAACGGUGCUGGAUCAGGUUCCUGUGAACCCGUCGCUCUACCUGAUCAAGUACGACGGAUUCGACUGCGUUUACGGUCUGGAGCUCCAUAAGGAUGAGCGCGUUCAGGGCCUGGAAGUUCUUCCUGACAGACUCGCCAAGUCCCGCCUGACGGACGUCAGCCUGGCCGACGCCAUGAUCGGGAAGGCUGUGGAGCACAUGUUCGAGACGGAGGAGGGUCCGAAGGAGGAGUGGAGGGGCAUGGUUCUGGCCCGGGCCCCCAUCAUGACCACCUGGUUCUACAUCACCUACGAGAAGGACCCGGUUCUAUACAUGUACCAGCUGCUGGACGACUACAAGGAGGGAGACCUGCGCAUCAUGCCCGACUCCAACGACAGCGUCCCGGCGGAGAGGGAGCCCGGCGAGGUGGUGGACAGCUUGGUGGGCAAACAGGUGGAGUACGCCAAAGAGGACGGCGGCAAACGAACAGGCAUGGUCAUCCACCAGGUGGAGGCCAAGCCGUCCGUCUACUUCAUCAAGUUCGACGACGACUUCCUCAUUUACGUCUACGACCUGGUCAAGACUUCCUAAAGACUGCGCACGUCCCGACAGCGCCGCGACGCAGCGGAAAAGAAAAAACUGCAGCUGACGUCGAUGCGUCUGAAGCAUUUAACCCAGCACACGUUCCUCCGACCAUCCCCGACACAAACGCUCAGAUUCUUCCCGACGGGAACGGGACGGUUUGAAGGCGGAGCCGCCUGAAGCCCUCAGGAGGAAACGAUCACGUCACCCAGGUUCAUCUUUAAUUGGUUUAUUGCUGUUAGGCCGGAAUACCUUCCAGGAUCAUCAGAAGGAUUCUCAAAUCAUUUCUUUUAAAUAUUAGCGAAGGCGUUCAGUCAGAUGGAAAAUCGCAAUUUUCCCACCCGAAUAGUUGGAUAAACCGAUUUGGUCGAUUGUAGCUGACUUCUAAAACAUCAAGAUCCUGGAGCAUUUCCGGAGAAAACGUUUGAAACUCCAGAGAGAAAAUGAGCAGAAAAAAUGUAGCUAGAGGCUGCCGAGGGGCGGAGCCUGAUUUAAAAAAAAAAUCCCUGAUCACAUAAAGAGAAGAAGAAGAAGCAGCACAGACUGGAUCCCCGACAUGAAGGAGGAGUUUUACUGUUUUUAACGCAGCUUUUACGAUCACCUCUAAUCAGGACAGAAAUAUGGAAGCCCAUUUCUACCAGAAACAAAACUGAAAAAAAAAAAAAUCUUACUAUGGGUCAGUAUUAUUACAUAGGAAAAAAAAUGUCAGAAAAUAUUACGUAAGCAAACAUUUGUCCUUCUUUUCAAAGUUGAAAAAUUGCAACGAAAUUGGAAAGAAAUGUAAACUUUUGGCGAAUAUGGCUUGUUGUGUAAAUUUAGCUUUUUUUAAAAGUUAUUUUUAUGAUUGAAUGACAUGAUUUAGGCUCCUGUGACGCAUGGAUAAAGAACCAGAAGCUGAGCGGGAAAAAACAUCUGUAAACAUCUGCCUCCACACUUAGCGACGGCCCUGCUAGCAGCGCCGCGUCGUACCGGAUUCAAAAUGGCUCCCAGUAGCUGCGAUGCUGUUCCGACCCGUUCUCCGUUUUCUGGGGAAGGCCUCCACAUUUCUAUUUUCUUUCCUUAACCAACGCUCCUUUGGAAAGCGGCCCACAGCAUCACAGAUCUUCCUCCAAGCUUCACCCUGAGGUUUAGUUUUUUUUCAUACCAGACCCACCUGGAGGUUUUAUUGGAGAAACGCUCAGCUUACAGGAAGUUGACCAGUUAAGGUCCCAGGAGUAUCAGUUACGAUGGAAGAGAAAACACUCCCUAAGCCUUAAUUUAAAGGCCCCCGCCGCACCUUUACCAGGGAUGCCAUCAACUGUGGAGGAUCCUGAGUGGGUGUGGAACAGCAGCUGGUGGAAGAGAGAAACAUCCAGACGUUGUACAGAUAAAACCAGACAAACGUUUUCCAUCACAUGACGCGCUACCUACUCAAGCUCAGUGUCACAAGUAUUCAGCUUCAGAAAAAAGUCAACAACUUCCUGUCUUGAAGACGUCUGCAGGUAAAAACUGUGAAGAAAAACGUGGCUUUUUGUUUUUAUUUUUUAUCUUUGCUUUUGAUUGAUGCCAAAAAAAAAACAAAGUCUCCUUCUUGUUGUGGAUUUGUUUGAUGUUCAAAAUGAUGGGACAGCUUUUUUCUUGUGAUUUCACUCAAGCCUUUAAAUUUAAUGGUGUUUGUCUUUUCUAAGUCGUCGAUGAAGGAUCAUAGGGUUGAGAAAGGAGGCCGGGAAUUUGCCUGUUUGCCGUCUUUCCGUAGUUUAUUUCAGCUCCCCUGGUUACUGAGGGCCGUUUAGAAGAAAAGAUGGAAGAUCGUUAGUGAGGCCGACUGGCGUGGAGCUUCAGAGAUCCACCAGAGGAGGAAAGGAGGAGAACAUCCACGUUGUUUCUGGAACAUUUUGGGCUUCAGAAGUCACCGGAAAUUCAAAAUAAAGACAAACGAGCAUCAGAGCUAAAAGCAGUCGACACUUCCUGUUUAAGACGUUUAACGUUGGAAGUCGCAUCAUGGUUCCGUCCCUGGUUUUGUUUUUUUUGGCUCUAAAAGUGCGUUUUUUUUUUUUUUUUGAUCGGCCAAAAGAUCAAAUUUGACGACUAAAGGAGUGUAAACCUCAGAUGUUCAUUAGGCUCUUAUUUGAAGCAUGUAAAGAGGAAGAACAAGGUUCUCGGUAAACAAAAGAAAUUAACGGCCAUUAAAGGUUUAGAUUUUUUUUCCCACUAAUGUGCUUCUGGGUUAUUUUAAUAAUUUAGUCCAGACUGAAGGUUUUCCAUAAACAUGUUUUCUGUUCCGAUUGAAAUCUUUUAAUUUUAAGGUGAUAUUUUUGCAUCUUUCCACCAAGUAGAAUAUAGGGAUAUCCCAAUCUCACAGUAACAUUUAUUUAAAAAAAAUAUAUAAUUUUUUUUUCUAUGAAUAUUUAAAUAUAAAGGUAUAUGAAAACAUAGAUGCAAAUAGCAAACAGGAGCAUCAUCACAUCCCUGAAGCAUAACAUAAUGGAAGAAAAUAGAAGAAACAUCUAUGGAACUUUUAACUUUUCCCAUAUUAAUGUUAUUUUCCAUAAGAAACUAAUUGCUUUUAAAUACAGUAUUUCUUUCUCUUUAAUGUUUAAAACAUUCAAGCAUUUAGCAUCACGGUUACAAAAAGCUGCGGAGAAACGAGCUCUUCGUCCUGCUAAUUGGUGGCAAUUUAAAAAUUAAGCAGUAACUGCAAAUGUUUUAGUUUAAUGAGUAUUUAGCAUAUGCUAACAAGCUUUUUACUUAGCAAAUGUAUGUUGGUAAUUAGCAUGUAUUAAAUGUUGCUUUGUUCUGUGAUUUUCAUUGCUUAUCUGAAAAAAAUCUAAACUUUCCAAAUGUUUUAUUUAUUCAGGUUAACUGAUGGAAUUAGG